UCCUAUAAUGCCGGUGACUUCUUGAUCUGUCAUAAUCAAUCAUCAAUGUUUAUAUACCAUAUACGUAGUAUAGUUUUGAGUGAAAUGGAUGAGACAAUUAAAUUAAAGGUUGAUCAAAUCUUAACACAUCAAAAACUUCCUAAUCACCAUUCCAGUAAUAGCCAAUGUAUCUGUAAAAAUGAAAAAGAGCUAUGGCUUGUCAAAGGAGAAAUGAAUUUAAUUAACUUGGAAAAUAUAGAUCAGUAUAUUAUUAUAUGGUUAUGUGACCAGCUAGAACCUGUAGAAUAUGAAUUCUAUAUUCAAGAAAUAUUAAAUGUACAUUUUCAUCAUGAUACAGAAGAACAAUUUUUAGAGAUUAAUAAAUCUUUUGAUUUACUUAAAUGGGAUCGAUACAUUCAGACAUUACAGGAUGCAUACAAUUCUAUAGCUGGAAAAGCAUGUACUCUAUUAGAAGCUACAUUUAGCAUACUCAAUGUAAUUGGCGAAAAGGCUUUUAUAGAAUAUUGGAGAAAUAUCAAAAAACUAUUCUAUUGGAGCCGUAUGCUGAAUCCAUUAAGACAUCGCCAAACAGAAGUCUUAAAUAAAUGGCAUACAAAACAUGGAAUAAUACAAACUACAGCUAUAUCUCAGUUGUGUAUUGUCUGGUCUGUUGAAGUUAAAGUGUUGAAAAUUGCAUUUUCAGUUACCAUGACAAAAAGAACUUACCAUAAAUUACAAGAAUCACUUAUGAAAGAAUGUGAAAUGCUAAUACUAAAUUUUAAAAACUUAUCUAAUUUGCAUGUAAAUGUUCACUUUCCACAACAUGCUCGUAAUUUCAGAAUACUUGUAAAUAUGAUUGUUAGUGUAAAAGAAAUGGCAUUAAGACAUAUUAUCAAUAGUUUAACGGAUUCUCAUUUUGACACAAAUACCAAUACAUUUAGUAAUUUAAUUAUGUAUCUAAACCUUUACCCAAUAUUAUCAGACUG
Messenger RNA from Funneliformis geosporum, 965 nucleotides. The record is from the annotation of a GenBank genome assembly. Lineage: Eukaryota; Fungi; Glomeromycota; Glomeromycetes; Glomerales; Glomeraceae.